This is a messenger RNA of Mustela lutreola (European mink), 2769 nucleotides long. Its product is annotated as KRAB domain-containing protein 5-like. Lineage: Eukaryota; Metazoa; Chordata; Mammalia; Carnivora; Mustelidae. Bases 269 to 559 code for a protein of 96 amino acids. The record is from RefSeq and is a predicted model, not a curated record. Gene Ontology annotation, biological process: regulation of DNA-templated transcription. The transcript has 4 exons.
UUUGACAGAGAGAGAUCACAAGUAGGCAGAAAGGCAGGUAGAGAGAGAAGAGGGAGGAAGCAGGCUCCCUGCCAAGCACAGAGCCCAAUGUGGGGCUUGAUCUCAGGACCCUGAGAUCAUGACCUGAGCCGAAGGCAGAGGCUUUAACCCACUGAGCCACCCAGGCGCCCCCAGCUUCCUUCUUGAAGGCUGCACUCCUGAGCCACUCACCGUUUUAGCGCAGACUGGGUUCCUACUCACAGUGCAAUGCCUCUGACCUGUGGGGCCUAUGACUCUGCAUCAUCAGGAAGACCACAGCUUUAGUACCGAAGACAUCUCAGGACAGCUGACAUUCAAGGAUGUGGCCAUAGAAUUCUCUCAGGAGGAGUGGGGGCACCUGACCCACACUCAGCGGCAACUGUACAGGGAUGUGAUGUUGGAGAACUAUGGACACCUCUGCUUCUUGGGUCUCACUGUGUCAAAGCCGGACCUGAUCACUUUUUUUGGAGCAAAAGAAGCAGCUCUGGGAUGUGAAGAGAAAGGAGACCGUAGGCUUCCAUCCAGAGAUACAGGAAAUUGAUUGGUGCUACACUAUGACCAUACCACAGAAUUAUCUAUUAGACUCUGCUCAGUACAUUGUGUGCCAUGUUGUGUGUCCAUGGAGAAAUGAAGUCCUGAUGACUCCUUCUCAGCCAUAAAGGCCUUUAUGUGGCCUUGCGAGCUUACUCAACAUCACCGAGUUCAUACUGGAGAGAAACCUUACCAAUGUCAAGAGUGUGGCAAGGCCUUUAUGCACCCUGCAGACCUUAUUCAACAUCACAGACUUCAUACAGGACAGAAACCUUACUAAUGUCGUGAAUGUGGCAAGACCUUUAACCAGAGCUCAGUGCUUACCCAACAUUACAGAAUUCAUACUGGAGAGAAACCUUACCAAUGUCAAGAAUGUGACAAGGCCUUUAAGCAGAGGGCUUCAGGGCUUCUUAAGCAUCACCGAGUUCAUACUGGGGAGAAUCCUUACAAAUGUAAACAGUGUGGCAAGGCCUUUAAGAUACCCUCAGAUAUUAUUAAAUAUCACCGAAUUCACACUGGAGAAAAACCUUACAAAUAUAAUGACUGUGGAAAGGCCUUUAUGUGGGUCACAUCCCUUACUAAACAUCACUGAAUUCACCCUGGAGAGAAGCCUUACCAAUGUAACAAAUGUGGCAAGGCCUUUCAUGACAGCUCAAGACUUACUGCACAUCACCGAAUUCAUACUGGAGAGAAACCUUACAAAUGUGAAGAAUGUGGCAAGACCUUUAUGUGGCCCUCAAACCUUACUCGACAUCACCAAAUUCAUAAGUGGAGAGUAAUCUACAGCCCUAAUGUAUGUGUGAAAACAUCUAUGGCCUUUUCUUCAUUGACUUCAUGUCAGCAAUUUUAUAUAGGAGAGUAACUUUACACAGAAUGUGCCUGACCUCUCACUGGAACUCCCAACUUAUUUCAAGUCAUAGUUACCAUGUAGCAGAAGAACUCUAAAAUGUAAAGAAAGUGGACAAGACAUGCCUUUUCUGGAAUUCAGUAUUUACUCAAUAUCACAAAAUGCUUACUAGAUUCAAACCCUUGGAACUAAUGAAUGUGGAAAGACCUUCAUUUUAAUACACACUGGAGCAAACACCAGAGAGUGCAUUAAAUAAAGUAAAUUUAAAGACAUAAAUAUUUAGAUGACUUUCUAAUUUAACUCAGGUGCCAAUAAAUGUAACGAAUGAAGGAACUCAAUUCAGACAUUACUCUGAAAAUAGUUAUUACAGCGGCACCUGGGUGGCUCAGUGAAUUAAACCCUCUGCCUUUGGCUUAGGUCAUGAUCCCAGGGUCCUGGGAUUGAGCCCCACAUGAGCUCUCUGCUCAGCCUGUUUCCUCCUCUCUCUCUGCCUGCCUCUCUGCCUUCUUGUGAUCUGUCUGUCAAAUAAAUAAAAUCUUAAAAAAAAAAAAAGAAAAUAGUUAUUACAAGGAAAAAUCAAACACUCAGAAAAGGUACAUACUAUUCUGUUUCAACAGAUUUAAUAGAUAGGCUUUUACAUGUGUUUAAUUUCAAUAUAUUUUUUAACAUUUUUUACAUUGACCUUAUUUGAGAUUUGUGACAAACAAUUUUAUUUUACUCUGAAAUCUCUACCGAAAAUCCCUUUAUCCCUACUGAGUCGGGAAGAUCGUGUGGCUGAUUGUUGCUCCAUUAAAGAUACUAGAUGCCCUGCUACAUUAAGUGGGGCGCACACAGGCCUAAUUUUCCACAGAAGAUGUAAGCCCAUAUAAUAUACAACAUAUGAGGAAAAUCACAGUGGAGAUGCUUAUGGUUACAACAUUGAUGUAUGUUACUAUGAAGUAGGUGUUCAGAACACAUACUACUCCAUGUUUUAAAGUAAAGAACUUCCUCAAUAUUAGAAAUAAGUUUUACUAAUUGUUCUUUAAGAAAACGGAGGUGGCAGGCAGUAUGCUACCGAUGUGUCUUUGUAAGCAAAAUCAUUAAAGUAUGACUUGAUGUGGUUAAAUGAGGAAAUCCUGACAGAUGACUGAAGGAGGGUAGCUACUCUUCCCUACAGUGUCAUACCACUAAACAUACCCAUUUCUUAGGAAUGUACCUCAGUCCUGAAAUUUUGGGAAAUAGGUACUCCACAUCCUUCCGACAACACUUGAAUGGUUUUGCACACGUGUAUUCUGUAUUUCGAACAGUGAUGAUAGACUGGAUUUGAAAUGCAUAACUUACUGUAUAUGUAAACAGUAUAUUUUCAUUAAUAAAACCUAGUGGUUUUUCGUGUA